ACAUCAAAUGGUUCAUUCUGACUGCAAACUUCAUGUGUGUGUCAAAUGUGUUAAAAUCUUUGCUAACAAAUCAGGAAUUUUUCACCUGGAAUAGUUAAUCAUUUUGGGAUGUCAAUACCAACAUGCAACUUACAAGAGCACACAUACUAAGAAUGUCAUCAGAGAACAGCAGAGACUUCUCUUUGCUGUAACUCCGAAGGAUUUCUGGGAAAUGUAGUGCUUGCGUUUGUGACGUCACAAGAAGCCGUCCAGGAAAUCUCAUUCCUGCUUAUGUCUCCACAUGUAUCUCUUCCUGGAAGUUAGAUCAUUUUGACUUUCAUCACUGUCCUCGUAGUCUUUGGUUUUUUGUCUGACUCUGACAAGUCCUCUCUGAGGGAAACCAGCAGGAGAUGCAAGAGUUCUCGUCACAUCUCUCUGUCCUUUCAGUUGUUCUAAGCCUUCCUCCAAGGCCAGCCUCUGUUCAAGGGCCGUUCCGUCUCCACCUCCCAGUCAUGGAAAUGCUCUCUUUCUUGGAUGUGGCCAUCGAGUUCUCUCCAGAAGAGAGGGAAUGUCUGGAGCCUGCUCAGUGGAAUCUGUACAGGGAUGUGAUGCUGGAGAAUUACAGCCACCUUGAGUUCCUGGGUCUUGCUGUCCCUAAGCCACACUUGGUGACUUUUCUGGAGCAAAGACCAGAUCCUGCAGAUGGGAAGAGACAAGCAGCAGCCACGGUGCACCCAGGAACAAAACCCAAUGAUCACAGCAGUUACAACAAGGCCAUUGAUUGUAACUCACUACAGAUUCAAUGUCAGAGAAUUCAUACAAGGGAGAAACCUUACAAGUGUGAAGAAUGUGGUAAGGGCCUUAGUUCUUAUAAAACACUUUCUAUACACCAGAGACUUCACACUGGAGAAAAACCCUACCCCUGCAAAGAAUGUCACAAGGCCUUCAAUACUCGCUCAUCCCUUUUUAUACACCAGAAAAGUCAUACUAAUGAGAAAUCCUACAAGUGUGAAGACUGUGGCAGAUCAUUUUAUUAUUCUUCAAUGCUUAAGCAACAUCAAAGGAUUCAUUUGAGAGAUAGCCAACACAAGUGCAAAGAAUGUGGCAAGUGUUUUUUCUCAUUGUCAUGCCUUAGACAACAUCAAGCAAGAUAUACUAGAAAGAAAUCAUACAAGUGUGAAGAGUGUGGCAAAUGUUUUUACUCCCUUUCAUCCCUUCGGCAACAUCAAGCAAUUCAUUCUGAAGACAGUCCCUAUAAGUGUGCAGAGUGUGGCAAAACUCUUUCCAGUUUUAAAUUACUACAAAAACAUCAGAUAGUUCAUACUGGAAAGAAAUCAUACAAGUGUGAGAAGUGUGCCAAAUGUUUUUACUCCCGUUCAUCCCUUCGGCGACAUAAAGCAAUUCAUUCUGAAGACAGUCCCUUUAAGUGUGCAGAGUGUGGCAAAACGUUCUCCAGUUUUACAUACUUUCAAGAUCAUCAGACAAUUCAUACUGGAAAGAAAUCAUACAAGUGUGAAGAGUGUGGCAAAUGUUUUUAUUUAUCCUCGUCCCUUCGGCGACAUAAAGCAAUUCAUUCUGAAGACAGUCCCUUUAAGUGUGCAAAGUGUGGCAAAACAUUCUCCAGUUUUACAUACUUUCAAGAUCAUCAGACAAUUCAUACUGGAAAGAAAUCAUACAUGUGUGAAGAGUGUGGCAGAUGUUUCCACUUAUCUUCAUCCCUUCGGCGACAUCAAACAAUUCACUGUGAAGACAAUCCCUACAAUUGUGAGGACUGUGGCAGAAGGUUUAAGUCUUCUUUAUUCCUUAAACAACAUCAAACCAUCUAUUCAGCAGACAGUCCUUCUGCCCCUGUACAUUGUAGCAAAUGGUUUUCCUAUUCUGGGGAUCUUCAGGAUCACCAAAUAGUUCAUACUGGAGAGAAACCCUUCAAGUGUGAAGAAUGUCACAAGGCCUUUCAAUGUCCCUUAUCCCUUAGUAGACACAAGAGAGUUCAUACUAGAGAGAAACCCUACAAGUGUGAAGAAUGUCACCAAGCCUUUCUUUGUCCCUCAUCCCUUAGUAGACACAAGAGAGUUCAUACUGGAGAGAAUCCCUACAAGUGUGAAGAAUGUCACAAAGCCUUUCGUUAUCACUCAUCCCUUAAGGCACACAGGAGAGUUCACACUGGAGAGAAACCCUUCAAGUGUGAAGAGUGUCACAAAGCCUUUAAUUGUCCCUCAGCUUUUAGGACACACAAGAGAGUUCACACUGGAGAGAAACCCUAUAAGUGUGAAGAAUGUGGCAGGUGCUUUUCCUCAUCUUCAAACCUUAGACGACAUAAAAAAGGAAAAAUUCAUUCUGAAGAGACCCCAUAAAAUUGUGGGGAAUGUUGUAAUUCUUAAUAUCAUUAUUCAACAUGAUAUAUUUAACACCAGAGAGAAAUCCAACAAAUGUCUUUAAAAGUUUUCAUCCUCAAACUUUAAAACACAUCAUAUGAUUCAUUCUGACUGCAAAUGUCAUGUGUGAUGUAGGAUUCCCCUCUGUAAGCUGUGAAUAUGUCUUAUUACCAUUGGUUAAUAAAGAAGCUGCAUCAGCCAAUAGCUUUGCAGAGUAAAGUCAGGCAGGAAAUACAAACAGAGAUAAAGAGAGAGAGUAGGAAGAGUCAGAGAGAUGCCAUGUAGUUGUCAAAGGAGACAGAUGCCAGAACCUACUGCUAAACCACAGUCUCAGGGAGAUACUCAGAUUAAUAGAAAUGGGUUAAUUUAAGAUGUAAGAGUUACUUAAUAAGAAGCUUGAGCUAAUUGGCAAUGGAGUGUUUUAAUUAAUAUGGUUUCUGUGUGAUUAUAUGGGUCUGGGAGGCCAGGAAUCAUAACAGUCUCCAGUUACACAUGAGUGUGUGAAGUAUUGCAAAAAUCGUUCUCAAAAAGUCAGGUAACCCAACCUAGGAACUUCUACUUCUAUCUCUACCUCACUGUGAUGGGGUUCUGAGCUAGCUUGCAAUAAAAA
Messenger RNA from Microtus oregoni (creeping vole), 2964 nucleotides. Its product is annotated as zinc finger protein 58-like. Bases 390 to 2333 code for a protein of 647 amino acids. Gene Ontology annotation, biological process: regulation of DNA-templated transcription. NCBI's taxonomy places the organism in Eukaryota, Metazoa, Chordata, Mammalia, Rodentia, Cricetidae. The transcript has 6 exons. The record is from RefSeq and is a predicted model, not a curated record.